Molecule: messenger RNA, 4529 nt
Organism: Corapipo altera (White-ruffed manakin)
Lineage: Eukaryota; Metazoa; Chordata; Aves; Passeriformes; Pipridae
Gene: FECH
Product: ferrochelatase
Exons: 11
Coding region: 103-1368 (421 amino acids)
Biological process (GO): heme biosynthetic process
Molecular function (GO): protoporphyrin ferrochelatase activity
Source: RefSeq, a predicted model, not a curated record
ACUUGUGAAACGCUGGGGUUUGGCUGAUGCUGAAAUCCAGACUUUCAGACGUUGUGAUUCCUCGACUUCUUUGAUUCCAGGGCCUGGAGCUCAAGGCAGCAGAUGCUCCGAGCGCGUCGGUGUGGCUGGGGGGGGUCGGUGCUGUGCUGGCCGGGUUCUCAGCGUGCCGUUCUCUCCCCUGCAGUGGUGAGGAGCAGCCCCCAGCUGCGGGUGCCGGUGCGGUGGCAGGGCCGGGCGGCGGCCGCGGUGGUGACGGAGAGCGCCAAGCCCCGGGUGCAGCCCCAGGAGCGGAAACCUAAAACUGGCAUCCUGAUGCUGAACAUGGGAGGCCCGGAGCGGCUGGAUGACGUCCACGACUUCCUCCUGCGCCUCUUCCUGGACAGGGAUCUGAUGACGAUGCCGGCUCAAAACAAACUGGCCCCGUUCAUCGCCAAGCGCCGCACCCCGAAGAUCCAGGAGCAGUACAGCAGGAUCGGCGGGGGAUCCCCCAUCAAGAAGUGGACGGCGGUGCAGGGGGAAGGCAUGGUGAAGCUGCUGGACAGCAUGUCCCCUCACACUGCGCCUCACAAGUACUACAUCGGGUUCCGCUACGUGCACCCGCUGACCGAGGAGGCCAUCGAGGAGAUGGAGAAGGAUGGCAUCGAGAGGGCUGUCGCCUUCACCCAGUACCCCCAGUACAGCUGCUCCACCACAGGAAGCAGUUUAAAUGCCAUUUAUCGCUACUAUAAUGACAAGGGGGAGAAGCCGAAGAUGAAGUGGAGCAUUAUCGACCGGUGGCCCACACACCCCCUUCUCAUUCAGUGCUUCGCUGAUCACAUCCAGAAGGAGCUGAACCUGUUCCCUCCGGACAAGCGGAAAGACGUGGUGAUCCUCUUCUCGGCCCACUCGCUGCCCAUGUCUGUGGUGAACCGGGGUGAUCCGUAUCCCCAAGAAGUGGGAGCCACAGUCCAGAGAGUCAUGGAGAAGCUCAACUACUCCAACCCUUACAGGCUCGUGUGGCAGUCCAAGGUUGGACCAAUGCCUUGGCUUGGUCCCCAGACAGACGAGACCAUUAAAGGACUGUGCCAACGAGGAAAGAAGAACAUGUUGUUGGUCCCAAUAGCCUUUACAAGUGACCACAUUGAAACCCUCUAUGAGCUGGAUAUCGAGUAUUCCCAGGUUUUAGCAAAUGAGUGCGGAGUUGAGAACAUCAGGAGAGCAGAGUCCCUCAACGGAAACCCGCUGUUCUCCAAGGCCCUGGCAGACCUGGUGUGCUCCCACCUGCAGUCCAACGAGGUGUGCUCCCGCCAGCUGACCCUGUGCUGCCCGCUCUGCGUCAACCCCGUCUGCAGGGAGACCAAGGCCUUCUUCACCAACCAGCCGCUGUGAGCCCGGCACAGCCGCCCGGCACAGCCGCCUCCAUCCCACGGGAACUGCCCCCGGACAAGGAAACGGCCCCAGGCAAAGGAGGAGACCCCCUUAGAGACUCGUGGUCUCCCCGUGACAGCACGGGGCAACUGGCCUUUGGUUUCAUUUUUCUGAUGUUUUCUUUGUGCUCGAGAAGAGUUUGUAGGCCGUAGGGAAAUAAGGGCAUUUCUCCUGUCAGGUGGGAGGAGAUCCUGUGUCACCCGGCCCUGAGGGUGCUUAGCCUGAGCCCAGCACUGAGAAACUCCCCCAGCUUUUUUAAAUUAGCUUCUCUUUCUAUGCAGGGUUUAUUUGUGUGCAGGUUGGUCACGAAUGCGUUACCUUCAGCUUGCCAGCUCGAGUGUGCAGUUAUUUUGGGUUUGCUUAAGGUGCAAGUCUGACCAGCACAGUCACCAGUUGUCUCUUCUGAGAGGGACUUUGCAGCUGGCUUUGGAGACUUUGGAAAUCAAGUGACUUCUAAUGCUUUUUAAUAAUGUGUGUAUAUAUAUAUAUAUAUAUUAUUAUUUUUUUUUUAGGGCAUAAAGAUAAGGCUUUGUUUUGUUUGGUUUUCUCCUACCAGAAACUUCCGGUGACAGCUUAGCUGGGACAGUAGAAUGCACAAAAAUUGUUUACAUUUUCUAGGAAAAACAUUGUCAUUAUCUGCAGGAGAGCAUCUGAAGAGCAUGAAUUGAAAGGAGUAAGCCUUGCUUGGGUGAUACUGAAGAUCAUGUUCCAUUGCAACUGCGUGUUUCAAAUCCAGCAGGAGCGUGCAUGGAAACAUGUUAAGCAGAAUGGCUUUUUAAAUUAGUGUUAUUUUCAUUAAAAAGGGCUUUCUCAGUUUGGCUAAGUAAGUUUAGGAAGUCAGGCUUGCUCUCCAGAAGGUUUAUAGAUCUCCUCUGUGCUUUCUACUGUGCCACGGUGCUGUGGGUUUUGUGGGAUACCUGUGGAGUGCCACAGGUGGGAUUGAUCUGGCUCCCUGGACGUUAUUUAAAUGGAGAUGAUGAGUGAGGAGUGAUUUACAUUUGUACACUGCAGGUGCCUGAGGGGGCAGCCCCAGGGUGCUCUGGGCCAGGAGGGGCUUUGCUGGCCCCACUCAGCCCCCCAGAGGGACCCUGGCAGUGUCCCCUCGAGGCACAGGGACCUCCCCAGAGCUGUGACCCCGUUCUGAGCCAUACCUGUGGUAGUGCAGCUGUCCCCUCCUCCUCGGGAGCACGUUUACUUGAUGUCCUUAGCACUGAAUAUUGGGACUGGGGCAGUGCAGGCUGGCUCCUGGCAACCCCUGCUGGUGGUUGGGAAGCCACGCUGCUCGUCCAGGUUCAUCUGCUCAGGUAAAGGUGAGGCACGGCCAGUUUGAACCUCUGCUCUUUGCAGAACGGUGUUUAAGGAGAGAAGAGGCCCCUCGUGGCGUGUCAGGGGUUUGUUUGGUCCUGUCCUGCUGGAAGAACUAAAGGCAGGAUGCUAAAGGAGCGGGUGGAUGUGUAGGGCAGCCUGUGGGCCAAGUGCUGCCCACUUGGAGUGGUGUAAAUCCCCCUGAUCCACUGCCACAGCUGCUUCCCAGAGGGAGACAGACUGAGAUUCCUGCAGUGCCAGAACCUCCUGCAUCACUGCUGUCCCUCACAGAACUAAGUCUUCCUUGACCCUCCAAGCCUGUGCCUGUGGCAGUGGCAGGGAGCCAGAGGCAUCUCUUCUCCCUCUCGUGCUCCAUCCUUGCUCUCUGCUUGCUGCCUUGGCAGGAAAGAGGAGCACAAAUGUCCAGCAUGUCUGGGGACACUGGCCUUAUGUCUCUCCUUGGACACAGAACUUUCUCUGUUCCCCCUUCUCUGUGUGACACUUAGGGGGCAGUGGAAAACGAUCUGGUUUAUCAAAUCUUCCUACUCCUGUUUCCUCCCAGCUGAAGGGGACGUGGACCUUGGGGUGGGCCAGGCUGUGACCAGCACAUUUCCAAGUGUGGAGAGUGAGGUUUGCCUUCAUAUGAACCUUGUGGUACUAUAAAUACAGACUGGCUUUCCAUCCCCAUGCUGGAGAGAGCGCUGAAAGUACAAGCUGGCACUGAUUCUGAGGCAUUAUGUUUGUCCCCAGUAAUAAGAGGUACUUAAAAUUCACUUUUGACUGUUCUAACCGCACGUGGGAUAAUUACUCCGUUGCUGCUAUUAGGCCAUCAUGUAGAAACCACUUAAUUUUCCAGCUUUUAGCAGACGGGGCCUGUCUCCCGGAGCUGGUGGUACUGUUUGUUAGUUUUAUCAGAGGUUUCUGAGGAGCCCCUCGUCUCUCACAGCCAGUGUCACUGGGUUGGGUGAGUGUCUGCCCCGAGGAGGGAUGAAUCCCAUCUCUGCAUGUGCCUUCCUCAGCCCUUUCCAGUGGUGUGUAGCUCCGGAGUUUGCAGCCUUGCUCCUCCUGCCCGUGGGUGUUCCCUGUGUCCCUCCUGCACGUUGUGAAACCUUUGGUGCUACUGACUCCGGACCCAGAGCCCUUCCCACGCCUGCAGCACCUGGGAGAACCCUGCUCCUUGGACACCCAUCCAGUGGGAUCGUUAGCAGUGGCACUCCUGCUUCCCACCAGCACUCCCAGCCAGCACUGCGGAGCUCUGGCCUCGGGAUAUCGACUGGAAAUCAAGGAGUUAGGGACAGGAGUAGUGUCCUGAGGAGAGAAAUGGGAAGUAAAGGGGAUGAGGUUGUUCUCCUGAUUUCACACUCUCUGUAGUUUGGCUUUUGUCUUUUCUUUAUUGAGUUGAAGUUUUUCUCCUUUGAGCUCCUCUCUCACGUCUCCCUCGGUCCUGGCUGCGCUUCAGAGGAGGUGGGAGCUUCCAAAAGGUGCUGUGGCACCAAAAGGUGUGGGGAGGGUGUCUGAGCACAGCUGAGUUCAGAGGGGCCAGGCUUUUCCUAGGCACACCUAAAAGCUCAGUGUACUCUCCCUUUCCACUACCCCAGAGAGCUGGGAGUCACCACGAGGUGUAGACUGCAAGUGAGAGCAGUUCCUUUGAUUCUCUUAAUGCCAGAUGAGCACAGGUUCUUGCUUUUAGCCCAACAUAUGCAUUUCAGAUUGACCAAGGACUUCCACUGAUGUAACACAGCCCAUUUGGAUAAUCCUACUGUGUGUUGUUUACCAUAAGGAUGGAAUCUCAAUUAAACUUUUUUUGGAAGAAAUGA